AUGGCGGACCCCAUCAAAUGUGCCUACACGGCACAGGCCCUCGGCCCCUUCUACACCGGCGCCACGCCCGCAGCGUUUGCGCGCGACUCGGCGGUGGUGGCCACGCCCUUGGACGAUGCGGUCAUUGUCACCGACUUGGCCUCGGACCGGCGGUUGCACACGUUGGCCGGUGACGGUGAAAGCGUGUCUGCGUUGGCCAUGACGCCAGACGGCACGUGGCUCGCGGUGGUGUCGCAGAGCCAGCAGCUCCGCGUGUACGACAUGCGUUCGGGCGCGCUCUGCAAGCUGCACAAGUUCGGCGCGCCUGUGUACAUGGCGGCGGCGGACGGCACGUCGUCGCUCUUUGCGUUCGGCGCCACGGACGGGCUUGUGUGCGUGUGGGACAUUGCCGGCGGCUACGUGACGCACGCGCUCAAGGGGCACGGCGCCACGGUGUGCGCGUUGGCGUUCGCGGGCCGCCUCCACCUGGCCGCGUGGCAGCUCGCGUCCGGCGACACCAUGGGCACCAGCAAGGUGUGGGACCUUGUGGCGCGCCGCUGCGUGGCCUCGGCCGCGGAGCACAGCGGCGCGGUGCGCGGCGUGGCGUUCCUGGCGGACGGCCAGCACUUCUUGACCGCCGGCCGCGACGAGGUGGCCGUGCUCUACCGCACCAGCAACUUGCGGCGGCCCGUGGCCACGCUCGCGGUGCGCCACCUGGUCGAGGCGUGCGGCUUCGUGGCGGCCGCGGGCAGGCUGCUCUUCUACACGGCCGGCACCGGCGCGCACUUGCGGCUCUGGGACCUUGCCGGCCGCCCCGCGGGUGGCUCGCGCGUGCCGUUGGCCACGCUGGAGGAGACCGUGGCCACGCACGUGGCGCCCACGCGCGGCGGCGCGCACUUGGCCAUGGUGCUCAGCGACCAGACGCUCGUGGACUUGGCGCUCGAAAACGCGCAGGCCCAGCCCGGCGCCAAUGCCGUGGCCGUGCCCACUGCGCGGCUUAUUGCGGGCAACCACGGCAUUGUGGCGGACCUCCGGCGCGCCGGCCCGGGCUUGGCGUGCGUGGCCUUGGCCACCAACGCGCCCGCCUUGCGCAUCGUGGACCCGCGCCGCCCGCUCGACGUGCAGCUCUGCGAGGGCCACACGGACUUGCUCAACUGCUUGGACGUGUCGCCCGACGGGCUUUGGAUCCUCACGGGCAGCAAGGACCACGACGCGCGCUUGUGGCGCCACCUGGCCGCGGCCGGCCGCUUCGAGUUGCACUGCACGUUCGCGGGCCACGCGGGCGCCGUGACCGCGUGUGCGUUGCCGCGGGCGGCGGCCGCGGCGCCCGCGUUCGUGGUGACCGCGUCCGCGGACUUGACCGUCAAGCGUUGGGCGGUGCCGGCGCAGGCGGGCGCCACGGUGCGCAGCAGCGAGUACACGCGGCGCGCGCACGACAAGGACAUUAAUGCCGUGGCCAUGGCGCCCAACGACGCGCUCUUCGCCACGGCGUCGUUCGACAAGACCGCCAAGGUGUGGGACGCGGCCAGCGGCGACACCGUGGGCGUCUUGCGCGGCCAUCGCCGCGGCUUGUGGGACGUGAGCUUCUGCCAGUACGACCGCAUGGUGGCCACGGCCGCGGGCGACAAGUCCGUCAAGGUGUGGCUGUUGCACGACUACUCGUGCACGCGCACCUUGGAGGGCCACACCAACGCGGUGCAGCGCGUGCGCUUCUCCAGCAAGAACCGCCAGGUGGUCAGCUGCGGCGCGGACGGCUUGGUCAAGGUGUGGGACCUCAAGGACAGCGACUGCGUGGCCACGCUCGACAACCACGCCAACCGUAUCUGGGCCAUGGACGUGAGCGCCGACGGCGCGCACAUCGUAUCCGCGGACGCGGACGGCCACAUGAGCUUCUGGGCCGACGCCACGGACGCGCUCGCGGCCCAGCGCCAGCUCGACCUUAAGCAGCGCGUGGAGCAGGAGCAGGCCUUGGCCAACUGCGUGGGGCGCCGUGACUGGAGCUCCGCGUUCUUGCUCGCCUUGACCUUGGACCACCUGAUGCGCGUGUACAACGUGGUCAAGCUGCUGAUUGCGGCGCCUGCCGACCGCGGCCUGCCGGUGGGGUGCCGCCUGCUCGAGGCCACCAUGAAGGCGCUCGACCCGCUGCAGAUGGCCGCGCUCCUCAAGCGCGUGCGCGACUGGAACAUCAACUUCAAACAGUUCGAGAUCGCGCAAAAGGUGCUUGCGGUGGUGCUCGCCCGCCUCGACAUGGCCGACCCCGACAUGCGCCGGGCCGUGGACCUGAUCGUGCCGUACAACGAGCGCCACUUCCUGCGGCUCGACGCCAUGCUCGAGGAGACCUACGUGCUUGACUACGUGGUGCAGGAGAUGGAGCGGGCCUAG
Messenger RNA from Metschnikowia bicuspidata var. bicuspidata NRRL YB-4993, 2361 nucleotides. RefSeq names its product Utp13p (gene UTP13). The record is from RefSeq and is a predicted model, not a curated record. The coding region runs from base 1 to 2361 and encodes 786 amino acids. The transcript has a single exon. Gene Ontology annotation, cellular component: small-subunit processome; 90S preribosome; nucleolus. NCBI's taxonomy places the organism in Eukaryota, Fungi, Ascomycota, Pichiomycetes, Serinales, Metschnikowiaceae. Gene Ontology annotation, molecular function: protein binding; U3 snoRNA binding. Gene Ontology annotation, biological process: endonucleolytic cleavage in 5'-ETS of tricistronic rRNA transcript (SSU-rRNA, 5.8S rRNA, LSU-rRNA); endonucleolytic cleavage to generate mature 5'-end of SSU-rRNA from (SSU-rRNA, 5.8S rRNA, LSU-rRNA).